Messenger RNA from Aspergillus puulaauensis, 573 nucleotides. RefSeq names its product CUE domain-containing protein. The transcript has 2 exons. Lineage: Eukaryota; Fungi; Ascomycota; Eurotiomycetes; Eurotiales; Aspergillaceae. The coding region runs from base 1 to 573 and encodes 190 amino acids. The record is from RefSeq and is a predicted model, not a curated record. Gene Ontology annotation, molecular function: ubiquitin binding.
AUGCCCGAAGAGGAGCCAUCCCUCAACAUCCCCUCACUCCUCACCCUCGCCGUCGUCUCCUUCUUCGUGUUCCGAUGGUUCUUUAAGCGUGAUGAUGACAGCAGCCCACCUAGCGCUCGAGGCCGCGCCCGAGGGAAUGUCGUCGAUCCCGCCCAAGUCGAACAAAUAUCCCAGAUGUUCCCGCAAUUGAGCACGCGCGAGAUCAUGUGGGAUCUGCAACGGAAUGGGGGCAGUGUAGCAGCGACAACCGAGAGAGUCCUUUCAGGUCGCGGCUUGGAUGCGCCUCCUCCCUCUUUCCAGCCCCUGGUUGCGAUUCCCCCGACCGGCGUACCUCCUGCGCAGCCUGCGCCUCCACCACCGACCAAAUCCGACGGGCAAGACUUAAUCUCGAGAUAUAACCUCUCUGCGAAGGUUGUCGAGGCCAGUGGGAGCGAAUCCACUGCUAAGCCCUCAUCAGGUGGCUGGUCGCAGAACAAGGAAGAGCGGCAGCGCAUUCUACAGAAACGGAGGGAUGAUAUGAUCCUGGCGGCGAGAAGGAAGAUGGAGCAGAAACAGCGAGCGGGUGCUCAAUAA